UUAUGAUUAUUAUUGUAAUGAUGCUGCUGCUGUUGAUAAGAAUAAGAAAGUCGAGAGACAUUCGUUUCAAACAUUUUCUUCUGAAAAGGAUAAAGAUGAUAAUGUUGUUGUUGUUGUUGAAUUGAUGACGAUGCUGUUGUUGUUGAUGAUGGUGAUGGUGGCGGUGAUGGUUUUUGUACGAAAUGUUUAUGAUAACCUUUGUGAUCAUUCCGAUAAAUUUAGUCAUAUAACACGAAAGUAUUUUAACAAAUGAAAAACGCUGCAUACAUCAGUCCAAAAUUCUUUUUUCUUGUUUCUUUCUUAUUAGUUUUUGUUUUGAAGAUUAAAAAAAUAAUGAAAAUUGUAAGUUUUAGACGAAUAAUAAUGUCCAAUGCAACACAGUUCAAAAUUUCGUCGCGAAAUAAACGUCGUGGUAAUUUGUGCACAUAUUUCGAUGACGUCAUAUGACGUUGACGUUAAGAUAACGUCAUCUCAUAGCAACCGCACCAUAGAGCAAAGCUUGAAAGACGCAUUCUUUUACGAAGAAGAAAAUUUUACAUUUACAACGAACACAACAAGAAAUAAUGAGUAGAAUUAGACUGGCAAAUGAAGACAAACAUCAGACAAAUAGUUCAACAGAUAAAACUUUGAACUACGCAGAGGUUUUGAAACCAAUACCUGUGGAAUUAGAAACCUCACCUAUUGGUUCCCUGUCUUCUUCAAGUUUAGGGACACAACACGAUUCACGUGACAUACUUGACAUACAGAAGAUUGCAGACGACAUAGCCGAUGCUAAAAGAGAUAGAAUUUCGAGAUAUAUUGAUGAAGCUGAGAGGAGACAGUAUAUUCCACUUGUAGAAGCUGACUUUGAGGCCAUCAGAGAGACAGAUAGACUUCUUGAACAAGCCUACGACUUGUAUUUUACACCCGGCUUGAGCAAGGACCGCAGAUUAAAAAGAAGGACGAAGGCCAUGAUUGCCCGCCUAGAGAGCAAGCCACAUUUUUACUGCCCAUACGAACGUGAAGAAUCAACCGAAAUCCAUGUCACUCGUUGGUUAAAUGCCUACACUGCAAACCCAGAAGAAGAGUUAUUUGGCUUCACCUCUAGAGAUCCAUAUGAGCCGAAAAGAGUUGUUCCCGAGGUUGCACCAAGAGCCGUUAUCAGUGAUACUAACGUGGUCCUUGGAAAACGCAAGAGAGCAAGAGAUGAUGAGCAAGAUUUAGUCGGCGUGAGCAUGAGCAGUUCUGACUCAAGGUUGUUUUGUGAGCAUGGAAAUAGGCCAAAGAAAGUCAGAAAAUCUCGAUAAAUGUUUUUUUUUAUUGCGCAUUAUUUUUUUUUUCAUUUAUCGAUAAUCAUGUUUAAAAACGAAAUCAUUUUUAAAUAUCUCAAUAAAAUGAGAUUUAACUGCAAAUAUGAGUUGUUAUCAAUGGUAUCAGUAGAUAUACAUGUAGUGUCUAUUUAUGGUUCUAUCUAUACCAUCAAUUGAUAGAGAAAACAAUGACGAG
Ruditapes philippinarum (Manila clam) is the source of this 1485-nucleotide messenger RNA. RefSeq lists its product as uncharacterized. Bases 564 to 1286 code for a protein of 240 amino acids. The record is from RefSeq and is a predicted model, not a curated record. Lineage: Eukaryota; Metazoa; Mollusca; Bivalvia; Venerida; Veneridae. The transcript is spliced from 4 exons.